Molecule: messenger RNA, 2753 nt
Organism: Chanos chanos (milkfish)
Lineage: Eukaryota; Metazoa; Chordata; Actinopteri; Gonorynchiformes; Chanidae
Gene: znf341
Product: zinc finger protein 341
Exons: 15
Coding region: 5-2488 (827 amino acids)
Biological process (GO): regulation of DNA-templated transcription
Molecular function (GO): RNA polymerase II cis-regulatory region sequence-specific DNA binding; DNA-binding transcription factor activity, RNA polymerase II-specific
Source: RefSeq, a predicted model, not a curated record
CAAGAUGGCGCAGGCUAUAUUCGAGGUGCUUGAAGGGAUGGACAACCAGACAGUCCUGGCUGUUCAGUCCCUUUUGGACGGACAGGGGGGAGUCCCAGAUCCAAAUGCCCAGAAUGUUUCAGGAACCACCAUUCAGCCAAUGGAUGAUGAGGAUGUGUUCCUUUGUGGAAAGUGUAAGAAACAGUUCAAUUCAUUACCCGCUUUCAUGACCCACAAGCGCGAACAGUGUCAACCAAAUGCUCCGUCACUGGCCACUGUGUCACUAGCCUCCAACAACACCUACACCUGUGUUCCAUCCGUCAACGCUGUGCCACAGACACCCACAAACAGACAGGUUUCCACAUACAUCACAGUCCCUCAGUCUCCUCUUACUCACACGCUAGUCCAGGGGAAUGUUCUGGUCAGUGAUGAAGUUCUGAUGUCGGCCAUAUCGGCAUUCACGUCGAUGGACCAGCCAAUGGGCUCCACACAGAACAAUCUCAAUAUGCACACUGGGCCACCUUACCUUCAACACCAUCAGCAGCCUGCACAUUCACUUCCUCCUAGUCAGUCACAGCCGCUGUCCUCCCAAGUGCCAUCGAGCAACAGCAACUCCGUGGUCCAGGUCUACAGUGCACUGCCCCAGAUGACUGGGGGUGGUAAUGCAGAAUCCCAAUCCUUAGGAUUACAGCCCUUCCAGCCAGCUCAGGUGCCCAGUCAGUGUGUGGAGAGCCAGGCAUUCCCCAAUCCUCCUGUCUACAGCCCAGGGAAACAAAGCACCAAAACAAAGACCUACAGCAACCUAAACGUCCUCGGAGACUUCGAUAAAGUCAUAAUUCCAAAGAGACCCCGAAACGUUAAAAAAGGGCAAGAUGCAGGCCAAGUAAAAGGAAAAGCUCAGAAACUGAAGUGCAGUUUCUGUGAGAAGGUUUUCACAAAAAACUUUGACCUCCAGCAACACAUUCGAAGUCACACAGGAGAGAAGCCCUUUCAGUGCAUUGUGUGCGGACGUGCCUUUGCCCAGAAGUCUAAUGUAAAGAAGCACAUGCAGACGCACAAAGUAUGGCCCACAGGUAUGGCCAACACGGUGUCUAGACUGCCCAUUACCGUCAAGGUCGUCCCUCUGCAGACCGAUGAGAACGGAGAACAGCCAGGGGAGGCAGAGCAAAGGGAGACAGCAGGUCAUGAUGAGUCAGAGGGGAGAGAGUGUGAAUCUCUGUCGGAGGUGGAUGGUCAGAACAAAGCCCGAGAAGGCAGUCAGCCCAAGACAAAACAGAUGAUCUUAAUUGACAGCUCCUACCAGUGCCAGUUCUGCCCAGACAAGUUCAGCUCCUACUUCCAACUCAAGUCUCACAUGACCCAACACAAAGACGAGCAGGUAUACAAAUGUGUGGUCAAGAUGUGCUCACAGACCUUCCAAAAACUAGACUCGUUUCUGGAGCACAUUCGAACGCACCAGGACCACUUGACCUAUCGCUGUCAUUUGUGCAGUAAGGUCUUCCCCUCGCUGUUUGAGCUCGGUCUGCACCAGUACUCCCACAGCUUCUGCACGCAGCAGACCCCUCGCAAGGAGACCACCUUCCACAGAUGUAUGAAAUGCCAAAGCAAGUAUUCCACACAGGAGGCCUUGGAGCAACAUCUGCUGACUGCCUCGCACAACUUCCCCUGUCCUCAUUGCCAAAAGGUUUUCCCCUGUGAGAGAUACUUCCGUCGGCAUCUGCCCACUCAUGGCGUUGGUGGGAAGUUCAAGUGUCCAGUCUGUAAAAAGCUGUUCAAAACCGAGCACUACCUCAAACUUCAUGCUCGUAUACACUCAGGGGAGAAGCCACAUAAAUGCUCUGUUUGUGAAGCUUCAUUCAACCGUAAGGACAAAGUCAAGAGGCACAUGCUGAUUCACGAGCCCUUUAAGAAAUACAAAUGUCCAUUCAGGACUCACGUAGGCUGCACGAAAGAAUUUAACAGACCAGAUAAACUGAAGGCUCAUAUACUCUCUCAUUCCGGCAUUAAGCCAUUUAAGUGUCAGUUCUGUCAGAAGGCCUUCAGCCGGAGAACCCAUAUGCUGGAACAUCAGCGCUCACACACGGACAACUACCGUUUCCGCUGCGGUACCUGUAACAAAGGCUUCACCAGGCAGAAGUACUACAGGGACCACAAGUGCCCCCUGGUUAACUCUCAUGCUACCAAGGAAGGGGCUGAUAAAAUGAACUCCAGGAGGAGGGAAAGCCAGAGUCGCAAAGGAGGGGGCAAUAAAAAUGCCAUAACAGAAUCAGAACCAGCAGGCGGGGGGCUGGAGGAGACUGUGGAGGAAGAGGGUGAGGAAGGAGGGGACGAAGAGGAGGGAACACCAGAUGGCCACAGAAUGCUGGAGAUAGAGGACAUUCAGAAGCAGAUUGGAGGAGAGGGAGAGUGUGAUGAAGAUUUGGAAAGUGCUGAGGGUUUGGAACAGAUACAGGAAGAAGGAGCAGAGAGGCUGCUCACAGCCCCUAUGUUCAUAGAGAAUGUGAACUAAGGGCAAUUUGUCACACCUUUUUUGGGGGGCAAUGUUUAAGAACAGGUCUUUAGCGUGACUAAGCUCACAACGGUUAAGGUCAGUGCUUAGUAGACACUUCAGUUCUCAAGAAGCAUCGACUCCUCAACACUUGCCUCUUGUAGUCAGUUGAGUGAAAAGUGAAGUUGGGAGAUGAAUGGAGGUAUGUUGCAGUCUUGCUCCAGUCUUGUGAUUCCUUUGGAGUUUGAAACGACUAGUUAAUUGACUUCUUUGUCAAAGCAGUGAC